This is a messenger RNA of Rhinichthys klamathensis goyatoka, 1824 nucleotides long. RefSeq names its product chondrolectin (gene chodl). The record is from RefSeq and is a predicted model, not a curated record. The transcript is spliced from 7 exons. Gene Ontology annotation, biological process: positive regulation of axonogenesis. Bases 204 to 1103 code for a protein of 299 amino acids. Gene Ontology annotation, cellular component: cytoplasm. NCBI's taxonomy places the organism in Eukaryota, Metazoa, Chordata, Actinopteri, Cypriniformes, Leuciscidae.
CUCUCUCUCUCUCUCUCUCUCUCUCUCUCUCUCUCCCCCCAAAAUUCAGAGGCGCUCUGCAAAGUGUCAGCCCUGCUCAGUGGAAAUCAUGUCUUUGAACACUAUGAAGAAGAUACUCUGCCAAUAAACGUUAAAAAGGCGCCUGACUGGAACAAGUCUGAGUGAAGUUCACUCCAUCAUCUACUCCAGUGAAAGACGCCAGGAUGCGCGCGGAACUCGGUAUCCUUUGUGCUUUGACUUUCCUGGUCUCGUGCACCCAUGGCGCGCGAGUUGUGAGCGGUCAGACAGUGUGUCAAGGCAGUCCUGAGCACCCUUGCUAUAAGAUCGCUUACUUCAGGGACGUGACGAGUCGUGUUGCGUUCUGGGAGGCUCUGCAGGCGUGUGAAAUGGACGGCGGUUCGUUGCUGAGCAUUGAGAACACGGCAGAGCAGAAGCACAUCGAACACCUCCUGCGGGAACUCAGCAUCUCCACUUCCACUAGUGCUGCCACCGGGUCGGGUAUCACAGACGGAGACUUCUGGAUCGGCCUGACUCGCGUGGAGGGCGAGAACGCACAGGAGCCUGGCAGCUUCGCCUCAUGCCCCAACCUGUACAGGUGGACUGAUGGAAGUGUCUCACAGUUCAGAAACUGGUAUGCUGAUGAACCAUCCUGUGGAGGAGAAGCUUGUGUGGUCAUGUAUCACCAGCCUACUGCUCUCGCCGGGCCUGGCGGGCCGUAUCUCUACCAGUGGAAUGAUGACCGGUGCAAUAUGAAGCACAAUUUCAUCUGCAAGUAUGAACCAGAAAGCUACCUGGUAAAAGAACAGAGCGACAGGCCUGGAGGGCGUGAUGUUGAUCUUUCAACAGAAGAACAAGAGGAGAGGAGAACACCUCCCGUCGACCAGGACGAGAGCCCUCAACUUAUAAUGCCAGGGCCCUCAAGUAUGCUGCUAAUCUACGUGAUUAUCCCUACCAUCCCUCUUCUCUUGCUGAUCCUGGUGGCUUCAGGGACGUGCUGUUUCCAGAUGUUGAGCAAGAGUAAACCACGGACCAAAACAAGCGUUAACCAAUCAACUCUCUGGAUCUCCAAGACGCCAAAGACAGACAGUGGGAUGGAGGUUUAAAGAUUAAUCUCCAUGAUUCAAGCAGCUUCCUGGUUCUGUCUAUGUUGCUUGGUCAGCAACACGCUCGUCCGGUUGUUAGUUUAGUGUGUGAUUUAGUAAAACAAGCUCAAAUGUGCAGCACCAGAAGAGCAGUUACACACGUAUCGCAUUUCUGUACAAAUGUUGUGCUUAGAGCUGGUCCUCAGCCUCUUACAACCACGCAGUUUCCUGUUCACUCCCAUGACCUUCUCCAUUUCAUGUUUCAUGUCAGAUAGAUAGUCUGACCUGAGGGUACUGAAGGCUGCUUAGGGAGGGUGAAUGCUAAUUGGCACCAAACACAGUGAGCAAUUAAAUUACUGUAAUUAAAGCAAGUACAAGUGGGAACCACAUAAAAAGAGGAAUUAAGAGUUCCUUCUAACAGCGAAAAGUGUCACACAAACUGAAGCUUGUGACACAGUAAAUAAAUGAAUCACUUAAAGAGCAUAACAAAGCCUGCUUCAAAAGGGUUCAGAAGAAUUGGAGUACUUUGUGACUCAUUCAAGAAAUUAGAGGCCCAUUUAAUCUCAAACAUUACUCAUGCAGUGUGAUGCAUUGCCUAUGACGCCAUAAUAUCAUGCAUAAUUACCUGCAUAUACAACUGAUAAUUUGAUAAUGAUGAGAUUUAUUUUAAAACAUACAUGAUCAUUACUUAAAUAACUGGUAGGACCGACUUAAAUAGCGACUGUUUUGCUCUGCAGCUUAU